AUGAAUGGUUUCACUGUGGAAUAUUUGAAACAUAACUUCAGUUCAUUGAGUUUGGAGCAAAAAAUUGAAGUAAAAAAUGCGGGAAGACCUACACCAGAAAUUAACUUAACUCAGACCACAAAGGGUAAAUCUAGAUACUUUAUUAGAAAGUUUAAAAUGGAAAUAUAUGAAAAGAAUAACUGGAUUUGUGGAUGCAGCACAACAAACCGUUUGUUUUGUUUUGCCUGUUUGUUGUUUGGUCACGGGGUUGCAGAGCCUGCCUGGACAAAAAAUGGAAUAGCCGACUUGGGACAUUUAGCACAAAAAAUUAAGAAACAUGAAAACACUCAAGUCCAUAUCAAUGCGCAACUGGAAAUGCAGCUUUUGGGAAAAGUAGAUAUACGGCAGCAGUUGGACAGUGCAUAUAGGCGCAGUAUUCAACAGCAAAAUGAACAAGUUAGAAAGAAUAGGUAUGUGCUUUCAAAAAUUAUUGAUUGCAUAAAAUUUUGCGGAGCUUUUGAAUUAGCCCUCCGCGAUAACGACGAAAAAGAUGGUUCAUCAAAUCCUGGUAUUUUUAGAGGUUUAAUAAAUUUCACUGCCGAAUUAGAUAUAGCACUUGAAGAUCAUUUUGAAAAAUCGACAGUAUUCAAAGGGGUAUCAAAAAUCAUUCAAAACGAAUUGUUAGAUUGCAUGUUACAAGUGGCUCAGGAAAAUAUAAGAAAAGAAAUUUUGGAAGCUGAAUUUGUUGCUGUUAUGGCUGACGAAACAACUGAUGUAGCUAAUUGUUAUCAAAUGACUACAGUAUUUAGGUACAUUCUACCAGAUGGAAGGCCAGUUGAACGUUUUUGGAAUUUUGUUACCCCCCCCCUGACCACGAUGCAGUUAGUCUCUCAGAAUGUGUGA
Molecule: messenger RNA, 882 nt
Organism: Acanthoscelides obtectus
Lineage: Eukaryota; Metazoa; Arthropoda; Insecta; Coleoptera; Chrysomelidae
Source: the annotation of a GenBank genome assembly